Messenger RNA from Owenia fusiformis, 4781 nucleotides. Lineage: Eukaryota; Metazoa; Annelida; Polychaeta; Sabellida; Oweniidae. The record is from the annotation of a GenBank genome assembly.
AGCUCAACAGAGGGCAGCACAGUGCAUGAGUCGGCCACAGAUAGUAGUGUUGAGAUGUCAGAUACGGGGAAUGUCAGUGGUGUAAGUUCUACAAUGGGUCACAGUUCUAGCCAAGGAAGUAAUAUCCCUGAUGUAAGCAGUUCAAAUGUUGGUCUAAAUUCAAGUGAAGAGAAGGAUACAAGUGGGGGUUCAGAUACUGGCACCAGCUUGAUUGAUGGAAGGAGAGGAGGUGACACAGGUUCUAAUACAGGGCUUAGUUCUAGCAUAGGGAGUACCCAGCCUGAUAUUGCACUCUCAGUCAUUUCUCAGUCUACACCUACUAAACCUGCAGAGACUACGCAAAAUGAACUAAAUAUAUUAUCUCCUUUAAAACAUGAUCAGAAAACACCACCUCCAAAAGUUGAAGUACUUAUUAUCACCCCAGAACAGAGGGAUGCUAGAAAAAGACUACUUCCGAAACCUGUUGAUGAAUCUGAAAAUUCUCGUCCAAAGGUUUCACCUUUUUUGCCAAAAGUACCAAAAGAGCCACCAGCUAAAAAGAAGAAAUCAGUCGUUAGCAGUAGCCAAAAGAAGCCGAUUCUUCCCAAAUACAAAGACUUUAAGAUCUACAUUAUGUCACCAACUAAAAAAGCAGCGGCUAGUAUUAGUGCAAAGGCAAGAAAAAAGCUGCGCCGUUUAACGCCCAAACCAAUGCCACUUGAAACAACUAAGAGAGAGCCUUGCAUUAUAAAGAAGAUAGUGAAACAGCAGAGAAAUGUAUCAAAAAGACCACAUAAACUUCGCCCAAUUCAACCUAAACCACUUGAUACAAAUGAAGGAGAUGAAGUUGAGAUAACUGAUGGAUAUCUUGAAGAUGUUGGAGAAGAUGAUCCGUAUCUUACAAGUGAAUAUGACACUCAAGAUUCUGAUGAGGAUUUAGAACACCACGAUGGAGAAAAUGAAGACCAGAAUAUUUGUGAUGAUCACAUGGACACAGUAGAUGCUGAUACUGCAGAUGCUGAUGAAGUAGAUCCAGAUGAUGCUGAUACCGCAGAUGCUGAUGAAGGGGAUGGUGAUACUGUUGAUGCCGAUGAGGGGGAUGUUGAUGUAGAUACUGCAGAUGAAGGUGACGUUGAUGCUGAUACAAUGGAUAUUGAUGUGACUGAAGACCAAGAAAACAAAGAAAAUGAAGAGAAACCAAAGAGACGUAGGACAAGACGAGUCAGGAGACGACUUCCUUCACCAGAUUCAACUACAGAUGCUGGACAUUAUGAAGCAGAUGGGAGUCAGAAUGAAGAUGAGGGAGAUGAUGAAGAUCACAUGGCAACCUUGAUGGCAGCAAGCAGCACUAUCAGGUUUGAUCCUACUAGGAAUGAGCCUAAGAAAUACAAGGGUAGGAAGGAGAAAUUGUUGCAGAGAAUGUAUGAUGAAAACAUUGUAUCUACAGACCCCAAGAGAGAUGAUAAAGACACCCUGGUGGCCCAGGCUUUCUUGACAAAGGCUCUCCAGUUGCUGAAGGGAGACAUAGGCCGCUAUAUGGACAUAUUGAAACUGUUAAUGGAGGAGAAAGAUGUCACAAUGCUUUACAAAGGUAUGGCUGAAUUACUGAAAGACUACCCACAGCUACUGGAGCAAUUCUCAGACUUUCUCAGUCCAGACCAGGCCUGGGCUUGUGGCUGUCUAACUCAGAAUUUAGCCUAUAGCAGGGCUAGGAGGUUCCUUAGAAAGCUAGAGAUAUUCUGUGGAACUACAAACUCCACCAACUUCCACCGUAUCAAGCACACCAUGAUGCAAUGGGAGAAUCAAGGGAGCAAUGAUGUACAGGAGCUCAAGAGACUGGUGGUUCCUCUGUUGAGAGGACAGCAACAUCUCCUUCAGGAGUUUUCUCAGUUCUUUCCUCAGGAUAAACCACCAGAGAGUAAGCUGAAUGAUUGUUAUGAAGAAGUUGUGCUGAAUGAUUCUGAUGAGGAUGAUUCUCAUAAGUUUGAUGGAUUUGAGGAGUUGACUCUACCAGAGACCAACAAGGACAAAUCAUAUGGGAGCAGAAGGUGCCAUUGUCCCUGCCAUUUUGGAAACAAAAUCUCCAAAGAGUUUAAGAAAAGGAGAAAGCACUGCUACAAUUGUUCUAUGAAGAUAAUGGGAGGCAAGAUUUACAUCCAACAAGGGAAGACAUUGCAUCAGGCUGAAGUUGUAUACCGCGACCCCCUCCCACCACACUCCCCUGUCAGUACACAACCAGGGAGCCCUCUAGGGGAAGAUGAAGACACUAUGGACAGCGUUUUGUCGAAAGAUUCUCAAGAUGAUGUAUUUGAUAAUGCUAGAGAUGUGGAUGAAGGUUUUGAAGAAAUUGACAAAGAGGUGACAGCUACUGACAAUAAUAAGGUGGCAGAGAUGAUGACCUUAGAACGGAUACAAAACAUUCCUAACAACAAUAAAACUCCUAGUCCUUCCAAACCCUGCAUAAUAGGCCAGGCACCAUCUCAACAAUCUGAUGUGAUAACAUUUGAUAAUGUUGAUGAUGCCUUGAACGCAAUAGACACUGCUGGAAGUAUAGACUUUGCUAAAGUCACACAAGUAGAAGCCCCUCAUAAACCUGUGCCAAGCAUCAGUCAGACUAAAAAAUCUAGACGUGUGGAGUUGAUCACUUUAGAGCGAACAACCCCUCCACGAAAAUCUCCUAUAGAAAAUCUCUCCCCUCAGGGAAGGAUACCACAUAUAUCACCUCCUCAAGGUGGGCUACAGCAUAUAUCUCCUACGAGGUUGAUACAUCAGCAUAAAAGCCCUGUUAAAAAUCCAACAGUUCACACGAGCCCUAGGAAACAUAAAAGUCCAGGGAAGCUUCAUAAAAGUCCAGGGAAACUUCAUAAAAGUCCAGGGAAGUUUCAGGGCUUCCAUAAAAGUCCCAGCAAAUAUCUGAGGAACUCUAAUCCAUUCCUGAGGAGCCCUCUUAGAAUAGGGACACACUUACUUCAGAGAAAGAGCCCAGGGAAACUACGGGGAUUCACCAGGGGAACCGGCCAGAAAGUGUCACCACUCAUGAAGAAGAACCUAACAAGGAUACAAUUGGGCCCAGCAACUACAAACAAUCAAAAGAAGUUUGUUAAGAUUGACGAUGCCCUUCCCGAUAGUCCUUCAAACUCAAACCACGGCCUAGGAAAUUCCAACCAGGGCCAAGGGGCCUCAAACCAGGGUCAAAGAAUUUCGAAUCAGGGCCAAGGGCCCAUGUUGUCUCAAGCCUCAACAUCACAAAUGAGGAUUCCAACAGACUUUAGCGAGUUCCGUAUACAAUUCAAACAAAACAUUGGUGUUGAAAUUACUGCAAAAGAAUUGACUAUUCCUACUAGCCCAGUUCUUGGGGAGAUGGAAAAUCAAAUGAACUCUCAAAAUCAAAAUAUUGGGGCUGAUAAACAAAGUAUGGGAGAACUAGUUGGGGGAGAAUUAGUUGGAAAUAUAAUAGCCCCUAGAAAGCCUGUUCAGGCAAUUGCGUCCAAGAACAUUCGGAUGUGUACCACACCGCCUCCUUUGGAGGAUUCAAUGAUGAUGGAUUCCCAUAGUGCAUGGAGCUUACACUCUCCUAAAAGACACACUAUCUCACCCCAGGAUGAGCCAUUUAGUGCCCCAACCCCAAAGAAAGCUGGGGUUUCCCCUCCCCCAUUGGAUGAGGAAGCAAUCCUCACCAGUGACACUUCCUGUAGCAGUUUACCACCCAUAGGUAACUCUCCUUUUAAUAAUCCAAACAGCCCCUUCUGUAUGAUAAAUGCACUACAACAACCCACAGCUGAAGUGUUGGAUCCUAAAUCUGAGAGAGGUGAGGAAAAACAAGAAAGGUUGAUCAUGAAAAUAAACCUGACUGGUAAGCCAGCUGUUGUGAGUUCUCCAAAAGCAGAUAAGAAGAUUGCAAUAGAAGAGGACGUUGAACAUACAAAGAGUGAGGACAGUGAACUACCAUCAUCUCAAGGGAGUAAAACAGGAUCUGACAUCCAGGGUGAGAUAACCGCUAACUCGCCAGCAAGUUGCCAUGACAACAGCGGUAGCUUCAAUGACAACAGUACAGGUUGUCAUGACAAUAUAAGCAGCCAUAAUGAAGACUCGGGUAGUUCCAAGUCACGGCCAUCUCACAGCGACAGUACCAGUGGAGAUACAAAUAUAACAUGGGACUCCAGCACAGCUAGUAAUAUGUCAAUGGAUGCUGCAAACUGGACAAAGGAGAAUGAUCACAUGGUCCUAAGGGAAUGUAAGGAGCAAGGAACAAAGCAGGAAACAUUUGAUUAUGUGGCAAAUGAGUUGGGGAAGACUCCUCUACAGGUGAGACAGAGGUUCAAACUGCUAAUGAGGCUCUUCAAUAAAGAGAUGACCAGUGAUGAGAGCAGUGAUGACAACACUGAUGCAUAAUAAUGAAAUCCAUGACAAUACUGAUGCUUAAAAUUAAUGAUCAUAGCAGUGAGACUAUGCAAUAUAGAACUACAGAUAUAUGAACAGUAAUUGAUCAUGUUGACAGCUGAUUAAUCGAGAAAUCAUAAUACAACUGGAAUUUCGAGCCAACCAAAAUGACUGUUAAAAAAUUGACCUAGGAUAUAUAUUUAUUUUCAUUUGUUCAAAACAGGUUGACUGAAAUAUGUUUGGUCCCAGAAACUGAUAAAAGCAGUUGACCAACCAGAUUCAUUUUUGUACAUUUGGUCAGGUUAGACAUCAAAUGAUUUUUUAUGCAACUGAUCUUUUACCUAUAAUAAAUACUACUGAAAAUGUAAGUUGCCAGUCAGCCAGUAAGCUAUGUAAGAUUUGUUUGAAAAAAAUACAAAAUG